AACGCCGUACACGAGUUCACACCUAGGUCAAUUACUGGCAACUGAUUUGUUUGUACGUGUUGCUUUUUCAUUAUUUGACAGUAAUCGAAACGAAACACACAAUGUUCAGACAAUUUACAAAAGCACUAAAUGUGCAGGUAAACGGAGGAUUUCAGGGCCAACAAUGGCGAGUGCUAGACAUGGGAAUGAUACCAUGUCUUUUGCGAGGAAUGAACACUACAGCUGUAAACAUUCAGGUUAAAGAGAUGAAAACAAAUGGGUCAAAAUCAGCGUUUCUAGAACAUGAAUUCACCGAAAAGACGUACGAGGUUCGUAAGGACACACCUAACACAUUGAGCUUCCAAGUGAGAAAGAUGAGCACGGCAAACAAGGUGCACUUGAACCUGGAGGAUUUGCCAACAGAGCUUCACGGGCCGUUUGUUCAACACAUAAUUGCUGAUUUUGUUAAAUUGCAUAAAGCAGGUGUACAGAAAUUUCAGUUAAACAACGUCACUGAAGAUGCUUUUCGGAACGUACUGAACAUGCCAAUACGAAAGUUGGGAUACACGUCUAAAUUUACUAGAUGCAACAAGGACCGUGGUCUUGCAUACUUUGAAAGGUUGGCGGUUAUGGAUCAAUGUCCUAACUGUGAUAAGGGUGGAGAUAAAAAUUUACUAAAGUGAUUUGAUUUCAAAUGCGAUGAUAAUUGUUUGUGUUAGUGUGUUUAUCAGUUGUUGAUUAGUUGAUCAGUUGUUAUAUGAUAUUGUGACAAAUACACGUAAUCCAAUAUAAAAAAGGACUUAUAGACUUUGAGAAAUUUGCGGACAGUUUGAUUGUCCAAAAUGCGUCAAGCAAAGUUAUUUAUAGUAACGCAAUACAUUAAGCGAUUUUUAAACAUUAACAUUAUUUUGUGAUUAAAUUAUUAUUAGAAGUUUUAUUUUUCGCUUGCAUGAUGUUGUUGUAUUUUUUUCAUUUUUGGAAGAGCAAAAUGCAGUCUUGCGUUUUAUUACUGGAAUGUCAUGUACCAUAAUCAUUGUUGAUUAAAAACCGAUAAAAGAUCAGUAACAGUG
Messenger RNA from Dreissena polymorpha, 1049 nucleotides. RefSeq lists its product as uncharacterized. The transcript has 2 exons. Bases 102 to 662 code for a protein of 186 amino acids. The record is from RefSeq and is a predicted model, not a curated record. NCBI's taxonomy places the organism in Eukaryota, Metazoa, Mollusca, Bivalvia, Myida, Dreissenidae.